Molecule: messenger RNA, 2392 nt
Organism: Triticum dicoccoides
Lineage: Eukaryota; Viridiplantae; Streptophyta; Magnoliopsida; Poales; Poaceae
Exons: 3
Coding region: 135-2150 (671 amino acids)
Source: RefSeq, a predicted model, not a curated record
GGACUACUCCUCCAGUCCUGCUCAAGAUAAACGAGGUAAGAUACUCUUCCUCUUAUCCCCUUGCCUCGCGCCGCCGCCACCGGACCAAUCCACAGCCAAUCCAAUCCCCCUCUGUCUCUUUUUGGCCGCCGGCGAUGGCGCUGGUGCCCAACCCCAGCGUUCCGGGUAUCCGGAUCUGCCGGCCGAAAAUCAUAUCUGACUACCCCUUGCCCGACGAAGAAUCCAAUUCCAGAUCUUAUCUGCUGAAGAAGAUCGGCUCCUUCUACCGCAAGGCGCGGAGGCGGCUCGACAGCCGCCGCCGCCGCGUGCAGGCGCACGGCCUCUGCGUCGGCCUCCUCGACCCGGUCUCCAACAUCGUCAUCAACAGUAUCACCGACUCCUGCAAAGGUGAGCGCAAACGCGAGGGCGAGGUUGUGCUACAGGAGGACCUGCGGCGCCGUUCGCUUGACGGCCUGGUGGUCUUCCUCACCCGCAUGUUCCCCAACCUCGCGGAGGGCCUGGCCGUGCGCUACCUGCGCGUCGCCAAGGCCGACGUCCUCAUCGCUGCCUGCGUCAUCGUGUCGGACCACGGCAUCAAGGGAUUCGGCAACUCCGACGCCGAGCCUGCCCUCAUCAACAUGGCCCUCAAGUGCGCCGGGCUGGCCGCUAGGCACCCUGACCCCAAGCGCCUAGUCUACGCCUGGCAAAAGAUCUGCAAUUGCAUAGAAGACGCCCUGGGCCUGCUUGAGAUGAUCCAGGAACCAAGCCGCAUCCCGCAGGUCAUCAGGCAGCUCGCCUUUAUGGUUACCGAGGGACCGCCGGCCAGUGAAUUAGCUGUGCGGCAUGCGUGGAUGCUCGCAGAAGCUUCUGUUCGCCGCCGUCCCCGAAGCUUGCAACAACCGCACACUCACUUGUGCAGCCGGACGCUCCAGGACACAAUCCACGGGUACUAUCUCGAGGCCCUCGCUCGGCUGCCAGCAGGCUCUUGCUUCCACCGCAGCCUGAUCAAGGCUGGCCACUGCUACGGCCCCCUUGACCCCGUCUCCAACAUCAUCAUCAACACCAUCUGGUACCACACCGCGUUCCCACCUUCCAUGAAACUCGAGCUGAAUGCGAUUGGCACGCGGAGCCUCCACCGAGUGGCAAACCGCUCCUUGUACGGUCUGGCCUCCUUCCUAUGCACGCGUUACCAUGGCAUUAAUUUCCAUCAAGCUGUGUGCCUCCUGCUCCAGGCAGAUGGCAACCUGGCGCGCGCUGAUCCCUUCCUUGAUCCUGAUUCCCACCUUCCCUAUGGUCAAGUUCAAUGCCACCCGGACACCGGUCCCAAAGAAGCCUUCCUGGCAGCUGCCACCGCAGCCUGUCACCCCAACCCAGACGCUCAAGUAAAGUUUCUCACUUCGUGUAAGGAGGCGCUGGAGACUGCCUUGUCUUUGCUGCGUCGGGACUCUCACAAGCUCUCCACUCAAGAUGUUCAGCAGCUUGCCAGGUUGCUAUCUCCGGAAUCGCCCUAUGAUCAUGACUCUGAGAUGGCACUUCCUCCACUCCCCCUCAAAUCUUACCCCCUUGUGGACCUAGCGGAUCUGUAUACAGUAGUCUCCAAGGGGGUCAAUAUUUUGUUGAAUAAAUAUGAACAGAUGCCAAAUGGGGAUCCCAGGUACGAGCUUCAUACGAUUUGUGGUGUGAAUGAGCGGGUUGGCGGUCCUGCUCAAUGGCCUCCUCAUGACCGUGGCCGCUUUCACGUCAACUUCCUGGCUACUCCCAAAAGCCCCUGUGGUGGAAAACCAACUUUGUUUUUUGCUGAAAUUCAAAGCGAUGGCACAUAUGAUUCCUUCUGUUGCCCUGUGGCUCUGCCUCUGCCAUGUGCUGCACAAAUUCGGUGUGUUUACUGCGAAGCCAUGGGGACUAGAAUUGUGCAUCCAGUUGCGAUAAACUUCCGUGGCCGUGAUUCGGCGUUUGAGAUGCUGGCCCGCGAAAAAGACCCCUGUCAGCGCGAGGAAGCAACCUUGAGAAUCAUCAGCCAUAGACGUCUCAUGGCGGAGAAUGUUCAUUGCAAGGAGAAAGAAGAUAUCCUCUACGAUGGGGUGGAUGGGCACAGGAAUAAGUUUGAUAAUGUGAGUUCCUUGAAGGUGGAAGAAGCUAUGUUAUUGGCACCACUUUGUCGCUAUCUGUAAGGUGUUGUGGCAUUGGAAAAUACUGUGCCAAUGCAAGACAAGUUAAAGUUUGUGUUGUCCUAGGAGUUGGGAUGGUGCUCAUGAAAUUUAACAAGUGGUUAACUCGUACUGUUAGAAUAUAUCCAAUGAUGUGUGUUAGUAACGGCAUUUGAAUGUGCCAGCUGAUUGUGUAAUUGCAGUUUAUACGCUCUAAACUAAUUUGGAACUGCUUUGGUUAGCAAUCAUGCAUCUUUGUUGUCAAA